UGACGCGUCAUCAGGAAAACAUGGCGGCGCGCAUCACCAGAGCUGCAAAACGACUUGUCCCACAGGAGCGCGGUUGGCUCUUGCCCACAGUCUGGCGGUUGUAUCCCGAAGCAUGGCGUCAUCACCACCACUCUGCAGGCUCCUCGCUGCACUACAUACCCCGCAGGGCAGUUCUCUACUGCCCUGGCAAUGAUGAGCGCAAAUUGAAGAAGCUAGCCUCGCUGGACGUCGACUGCGCUGUGUUGGACUGCGAGGAUGGCGUUGCCCUCAGCAAAAAGACAGAAGCCAGGGAGACCAUUCCCAGGAUGCUGGAAGAACUGGACCUGGGCCGGACAGAGAAGUGUGUGAGGGUGAACUCGGUGUCCAGUGGCUUAGCCGAGGCCGACCUUCAGGUCAUUCUGCAGGCUAAAGUUCUCCCUCCUGCCAUCAUGCUGCCCAAAGUGGAGGACACACAGGAAGUGCAGUGGUUUGUUGACAGGUUUCAGCGCAACUUGAAAGGACGGCCACUGACGGGACCCAUUCGCCUCGUCACCUUUGUGGAAACCGCUGUGGGCCUGCUCAAUUUUAAGGCAGUGUGUGAGGAAAUUCGCCAUCUUGCUCCGAAGGCUGGUCUUCACCACGACGGCGUGGUGUUUGGCUCUGAUGACUUCUGUGCCAGCAUAGGUGCCACGCGCACCAAGGAUGCCAGAGAGCUCCUUUAUGCAAGGCAGAAGGUGGUGGUGACCACCAAAGCAUUUGGACUACAGGCCAUCGACCUGGUCUACAUUGACUACAAAGACGUCGAGGGCCUGAGGCAACAGGCCAGAGAAGGAGCUCUCAUGGGAUUCACAGGUAAACAGGUUAUCCAUCCAGGGCAGGUCCAGGCUGUGCAGGAAGAGUUCUCCCCGACUCAGGAGAGGGUUCAGUGGGCCAAAGAGCUCAUUGCUGCGUUUGACCAGCAUCAAAAGGAGGGAAAGGGCGCGUUCACCUUCCGCGGCAGCAUGAUUGACAUGCCCUCGCUGAAGCAGGCCCAGAACAUCGUAACGCUCUCGGACGCGGUGCCAAAACAAUAAACCAGCCCGGUGAGAAGGAAUGGGAGGAACCGCACAACUGAGCUCUGACGGGAGAUGUCAAACGGGAAAAAAUGGGAAAAAAAACUUUUCGACCGAUGUCUUGUGGCAAACUGUGUGUUUUAAUUUAGGAUUUUAAUGACUAGUUAAUUGCUUUGAUUUAAUUCAGCUGAUUUUUGUGACUGUCCCCGUGCUGCGGCUCACAUUUGGACUGCAUCUUCACAUAUUUCAGCACAUAGUGAAUGUCAACUGCAUUUGUCCCUUGCAAGGAUUAUGGCGCUGUGUGUCUUUCUCGACUCGCUCUGCAGUGUGUGUGAGCCAUCAUGUCACACCCCUGUGUGUGUGUGUGUGUGUGUGUGUGUGUGUGUUUUUGCGUGCGCGCGCGCGCCCAUGGCCACCAUCUCUCCUAGGUCAUGAUGAAUGCUCUCCCAUCUCCAUGGUCCAGGCAGCUGGGCAAAAGGGUAAACAAACACAACAAGCCACUGUUGUGGAACCUAUUCAUUGGGCCCCAGUCUUCCAGUCAGGCCUCAGCCCCCCUACCCGGGGCCUGACUCACAAACAUCAAAGUCCCGCUCGCUUAAAAACAACACAGAUGGAAGUGCGUAAACUUGCGAUUUGGCUUUUUUUUUUUUUUUGUGCCAUUCUCUUUAGCAAAGUCAUGCGGCUCUUUCUGCGGCGGCCGUGAGCCUGUGGUUGAUGGUGUGUUGAUGGAGAAGGCGUGUGGCGUCGGACACACCAUGACCUGGGCAAAACACGAACACUAGUCUGCUGCAGCAUUCUUAAACUCUUUUUCUUUUUCUUUUUUUUUCCCCCCGCGUCAGCACCUUCGACAACUUUUUAAUCUCGUUAACAUGAAGAAACUUGAAAAUGAACUCCUUAAUGAGUUCGGUAAAGAAGUUUUUCUGUCACAAUUGAAGGUACAAAGGGGCUUUGUGGAGCACUUGUCCACGUCUGACUUGCAGAGACAGUGAAGUGGGUGUGAUGUUAGAAUGAGACAGAUUAGUGGCCAUGUUGCUCCAGCAGACCAGGACUGAGGCUUUGUCUCUCUGACUGUGGAUGGGAGGAUAAUUGGGGGGGUGUUGAAUGGUUAAUAGUGCCAUUGGUGACCAUGGUAAUGAAAGGCGCCAUACCUCCUCUACCCCACCUCAUCCACUCAUCUCUCUCUCCCUCUCUCCCUCUCUCUUACUGUAUGAUCUAUUGUGUCUGGGGCAGGGCUGGUGUCUGUGCCAGGCCAGGCCAGACAAAAAGAUCGAAACCACUCCUGCGUCCAGCCAGAGACCCGAACAGUAAGCUGUCUCUUUGGCAUUUGGCCACAUAUUUCUCUCACCCCUGCUUCACUUUUUUUAUUUAUUUUUUUCCCAUCACGAAGAUGCGUUCAGCUUGUUUGUUUGUUUUCAAGGGUUGGUGGACGUAAAUCCAACUAUCUGUGACUUCCAUCAAAUACAUUUAAAAAGUAUUAGUUUGUAAAGCAAUGGCGAACUUUAAAAGAGACCUUAGACAGGUGCACUUAUGAACUUGGAAGAUGUAAAUUGUGUAAUAGGGUUGCGAACGAAAAUGAAAUCUGAAUCUUGUGUGAAUAAGUUCCAUUUUGAUGCGUUUCCCAUUGAUUUGAGAAUGUCAGCUCAUCAUGUUCAGUACUUAGUCACAUUAAAGCAAGAUUCCCUUGCCUGA
Molecule: messenger RNA, 2720 nt
Organism: Mugil cephalus (flathead mullet)
Lineage: Eukaryota; Metazoa; Chordata; Actinopteri; Mugiliformes; Mugilidae
Gene: clybl
Product: citrate lyase beta like
Exons: 8
Coding region: 21-1052 (343 amino acids)
Biological process (GO): regulation of cobalamin catabolic process
Molecular function (GO): (S)-citramalyl-CoA lyase activity
Source: RefSeq, a predicted model, not a curated record